AUGGCUGGAAAAAACGUUUUCUUCGAUAUUACGGUUGACAAUAAUCCUGUUGGUCGCAUUACGUUCAGACUCUUCGAUGAAAUUGUACCUAAAACUGCAGCCAAUUUUCGAGCAUUGUGCACAAAUGAAAAAGGCUAUGGUUACCAAGGAAGUACAUUUCAUCGGGUAAUUCCGCAAUUUAUGCUACAAGGGGGUGAUUUCACUAGACAUAAUGGCACUGGUGGUCGAAGUAUCUACGGUGAAAAAUUUGCCGAUGAAAACUUUCAACUUAAACACUCUAAGCCUGGACUUUUAUCAAUGGCUAAUGCCGGUCCGAAUACAAAUGGUUCUCAAUUUUUUAUUACCACUGUUGUAACCUCAUGGCUUGAUGGCAAACAUGUUGUCUUUGGUGAAGUUGUUGAUGGUAUGGAUAUUGUCAAAAAACUCGAAAGUUUAGGUUCGCAAUCUGGAGCUACAAAAGCUAAGAUUGCCAUUGCCCGAAGUGGUAUCGUCGAAUAA
Molecule: messenger RNA, 498 nt
Organism: Adineta ricciae
Lineage: Eukaryota; Metazoa; Rotifera; Eurotatoria; Adinetida; Adinetidae
Source: the annotation of a GenBank genome assembly